This is a messenger RNA of Nylanderia fulva, 2150 nucleotides long. It is a transcript of the gene Poc1, whose product is annotated as Proteome of centrioles 1. Gene Ontology annotation, cellular component: centriole; ciliary basal body. The record is from RefSeq and is a predicted model, not a curated record. Gene Ontology annotation, biological process: cilium assembly. Gene Ontology annotation, molecular function: protein binding. Lineage: Eukaryota; Metazoa; Arthropoda; Insecta; Hymenoptera; Formicidae.
AAUUUAGUCACGUGGUCUCUGUUUGACGCUGGUUUCUAGCGUCAAUGAAAACUGCGUUUAAUGAACAAUGGUGACAACUAACUGUGACCCUACAUUUGAAAGACACUUUAAAGGUCACAAAGAUAAAGUUACAGCUUUAUGCUUUAAUCUGAAUACUACUCAACUUGUGUCAAGUAGUCUGGAUAAAACAUUGUUAGUAUGGAAUUUGACAGAAUCAGUACGAGCUUAUAGAUUUAUAGCUCAUAAAGAUGGUGUUUUGGAUGUAUGCUAUGCACCAUCUGGAGAAAUUAUAGCUAGUGCUUCAAAGGAUAGAUCUGUGCGAAUAUGGGUUCCUAAAAUUACAGGGCAAUCACUAGACUUUAAAGCUCACAGUUCUGCUGUGAGAUCGGUACAAUUUAGUCCGGAUGAAGAAAAGUUGCUUACUGGAUCAGAUGAUAAAAGUAUAAAGUUAUGGAUGGUAUGUCAUAGAAGAUUUCUCAUGUCAUUUGGUGGACAUACAAAUUGGGUUCGAUGUGCUAAAUUUUCUCCUGAUGGUAAACUUUUAGUAUCUUGUAGUGAUGAUAAGACAAUAAAAGUAUGGGACAUUAUUUCUGGACAAUGUGUCAAGACUUUUAAUGAAAUAAAAGGACCUGCUACAUAUGUAGAGUUUCAUCCAAGCAGUUCAGCUGUUGGAUCAUCCAAUAUAGAUGCAUGCAUUAAACUAUACGAUUUACGAACAGAUUCUUUAUAUCAGCAUUAUGCUGCUCAUAAAGGGUCUGUAAAUAUGAUCAAGUUUCAUCCAAAGGGUAACUUUAUGUUAACAGCUUCUAAUGAUUCUACAAUAAAGGUUUUAGAUUUAUUAGAGGGUCGACCAAUUUAUACUUUGAAGGGACAUGUUGGUAACAUAACAUCAAUAACAUUCUCACAAGAUGGUGAUUUUUUUGCUUCUGGUGGCACAGAUCGACAGGUCCUAAUAUGGAAAUCUAAUUUCUGCAAAAAUGAUAAACCUAUCAAGAUUCCUAGACAAUUAAUACCUUCUUCCAGCAAAGAGAAAUUUGACAUUAUAGAUGAAAAAUUAUUUACAAACAAUGACAAAGGAAAAGAGUAUCAAAAAGAAUAUUUAUUAAAAACAUUAGAAGAACUGGAUUUAGAAUCAGAUGGAAAUCAUUGUAAUGCACAAUCCAUAGUCAAGAUACCAAGGAAAAAAAUUGAACCUGAAGUAAUCUAUAAAAGAAACAUUAAAUCUCCUGAAAAACAUUAUAUAGCAAAUGUGUUACUUCCACAAGAUCAGGUAUCGGCCUAUGUGCAUUCGUCUAGUCAAUCCAGUAAAACAGUAGAAACACUCUGUAAUCAAGUACAAUCAUUACAUGAUACUGUUAAUAUAUUAGAACAACGCUUGAUGGUAUUAGAAGAAGCAAUUAGAAAAUAAUUUUGAUUUUAAUCGAUUUUGAUACAAUCUAAUUGUACUGUUGCUGCUACUUCAUCAAAUGAGUGAUCAUCAUGAUCACAUUCAGUAACAAAAAUACAAUUGAUUGGCACACAUAAUACAAAAGAAGCAGUAUCUAUAGGAAAUUAGAAUUUAGUUGACUUAGCUGGAUCUGUACAUUUGAAGAAUGAAGAAGCUGUCAGGAUGACAAAAACGAAAAAUAUUAAUAAAUCCUUAGCAAAUCUUGAUAAUUUUAUUUUAGCACUUUUGAAUUGCCAGUCAAAAAAGGCAUAAGCAAAAUGAGUUUAUUUCGAAUUUCUAUAUGAAAUAUGAUCUUCAUCUAACAGUGAUAUAUUUACUAACAUGUAAGUUUUGAAUUGCCUCUCAAAGAAGAUAUAAGCAAAUGAGUCAAUUUUGAAUUUCUAUAUGGAACACGCUCUUGUGAUCAUGUACCAUAUUGAAAUUCUAAAUUGACUCAUUUGCUUAUGCCUUCUCAGGUAGCAAGCUGAUGUCAUUAAACAUCAAAAUGACGUCAUUUUGACAUUUAAUAAUGUCAGCUUGCUACUUAGGUUCUUUGAAAGGCAAUUCGAAAACUGAAUGUUACUAAAUAUAUCACUGUUAGAUGAAUGUUAUAACAAGACAUUAAAAUCAUCGAGAUUUGCCAACAAUGUUAACAAUUGCAAAAUAGGAAAUGUUAAACAAAAUCGCAUGGUUUUACAAAAUAUACAGAACAAUACUAACUAAA